AACUAUUUGUUAAACAAAUUAACAAAAAAAGAAAAAUACUAUGCUAGGAAAAAUUUUCCUUUUAUUUUUUAUCUUGGGUGUGAAUGAAGUAGUGGUCAACGGAAAUGAAGAUAUUGUAUUUCGUUCACAAUUGAAAAGACCAGAAUGUCAUUUACUAUGUGGAUUGUGUAAAUGUGUCGGAAGAGUAACAAAGAUAUUCCUUGAAUACGAACCAUUCAUUCCAAUAAUGUCCAGAAUAUUUGCUCCAUUGUGUGAAGUUCUUCCUCAGGAGCAUUGGAGAAAUGAGUGUUUAAUCAUCACACAUGAAUUGCCAAAGAGAGUUCGAGAACUUGCUCAUCACAUGAAUGUUACUGGUAAAUGUACUAAAUUAGGUUUCUGUGGUGGAAGACAUCCAAUGUUAUUGGAUUCUGAAGUUUCAUCAUGUAAGUUUAAAAAAAAACUUUGAAUUAUAUACUUUCCAAACGAAUUGUUUAGUAUACUUUAUCGUAGUCAAUAGAGCAAUCCCGUGUAGACUAUUUACAAUCAGGAAAUAGGCAAACAUAAUUCUAGUGUGAGAUUUAGUUGAAUGAUACAAUAAUAUUGUUGAAAUCAUAAAUCCUUGAUGGUAUAGACCACCUUUAGAAAUCUGGAAGCACCUGACCACCGUUUCGUCCUGGUAUUGAAUUCAUCAGCCAUGCGCAUUUACAACUGCUGUUGAUUGCAGGAAUCGAACAUAUGAACUUCGGUCUCGCGUGAGAGCAUAUCCUAUUUCUUCAGACUUCCAUCUGCAGAACAGACAGAUUUCGUAUGUUUUUUGGUUUUGAAAAGACUUUGAUUGCGCUAUACAUUAAAAUUGGAUACUGUUUUCUCCAUUCAUAUAGCUUCUAGUCGAC
This is a messenger RNA of Schistosoma turkestanicum, 872 nucleotides long. The record is from the annotation of a GenBank genome assembly. Lineage: Eukaryota; Metazoa; Platyhelminthes; Trematoda; Strigeidida; Schistosomatidae.